Molecule: messenger RNA, 1300 nt
Organism: Pimephales promelas (fathead minnow)
Lineage: Eukaryota; Metazoa; Chordata; Actinopteri; Cypriniformes; Leuciscidae
Source: RefSeq, a predicted model, not a curated record
UAUUACAAUGAGCUCCAGUACUGCAGUCUCAUACUGACCGCAAAACAGUAAUGAUAACGUCUUUUAAGUUUGUUACUUUGUCCUGUUCAUACUGUCCAUUCGAAAUCAACUCCAUAUGGCAACUGAAAAGGACAGGUCACCUGACGAGCUGAAACUGAAGACUGAAGUAGGGCUGCUGAGUGGAGUGUCUCUCAUUGCAGGGGUCAUGGUUGGUUCUGGAAUCUUCAUGUCUCCUCAGUAUGUGCUGCUUUAUAUUGGGAGUCCAGGUGCUAGUCUGUUAAUAUGGGCUGCUAGUGGAUUGCUGGCCAUGCUAGCUUCUUUGAGCUACGCUGAAUUAGGAACUGUUAUUCGUGAGUCUGGAGGAGAGUAUAUUUACAUCUUGCGCACUUCAGGCAAUAUCAUGGCCUUUAUAUGUGCUUUCACCAAUAACAUUGUGAUGAGACCAACUAGCAUGAUUGCAGUGGCACUCACCUUUGCCCAAAAUACCCUUGCGCCUUUCUAUGAUGAUUGCCUACCACCAAAUGGAGCAGUGAAAUGUUUGGCAGCCCUAGCAAUUAUGGUAUUGACAGUUUUGAACUGCUUGAAUGUGCGCUCCUCCAUCAGAGUCACGGUGUUAUUCAUGGCUAUGAAGGUGCUGGCACUUAUAAUAAUUGUGAUUGGGGGAGUUGUCCUACUUAUUCAAGGGGACACCGCCAACAGCCUCCAAAAUUCUUUCGAUGGGACAAAGCUGAGCAUCAGACCCAUGGGAAUAGCAUUUUACCAGUGUUUGUGGUCCUAUGAUGGCUGGAACACUUUAAACCAUGUUACUGAAGAGAUCAAUCAUCCUGAGGUGAACCUGCCAAGGGCACUGAUGAUUGCUGUUCCCAUGGUAACCAUACUAUAUCUACUAGUUAAUGUCAGUUAUCUGGUUGUUAUGACAACCACGGAGAUGAUAUCAUCCAGCGCAGUAGCUGUCACAUGGGGGAAUAAAGUAUUAGGAGGGUGGGGCUGGGUGAUGUCCGUUGCUGCAGCAAUCUCAGCCUUUGGUUCUCUGAAUGGAUCUUUUUUCAGUGGAGGGCGCGUGUGUUACGUAGCAGCAAGAGAGGGACACAUGCCUGACAUCCUGGCCAUGGCUCACAUGCACAGGCGUACUCCCUCUCCAGCUCUCAUUUUCAACACAAUCAUUUCUCUUAUUGUUCUCAUUCCGGGAGACUUCCAGGCCAUAGUCAACUUCUUCAGGUAUAGUGCAAGAUUUUGCAUAACACCAUAUUACUCAUACAACCAAAUGAUUCAACCUAGAAAUAGCAGUUGGUAUGAAUGA